Molecule: messenger RNA, 492 nt
Organism: Huiozyma naganishii CBS 8797
Lineage: Eukaryota; Fungi; Ascomycota; Saccharomycetes; Saccharomycetales; Saccharomycetaceae
Gene: MRPL49
Product: mitochondrial 54S ribosomal protein bL21m
Exons: 1
Coding region: 1-492 (163 amino acids)
Cellular component (GO): ribosome; mitochondrial large ribosomal subunit
Molecular function (GO): structural constituent of ribosome
Source: RefSeq, a predicted model, not a curated record
AUGGGGCAGGGCGAGAGGUUUUCUACAUCAGUUGGGAUUGCUAUCUCCCGGAGGUGGAAUAGCAGCAGUUUAGGGAGGAAUGAGGAGAUAAGCAAACCGGUAGGAACUUCACUGACUGAUACCACUUCAACAGAUAUGGAUACCACACCGCUGAAGCUUUCCAACGAAUUGUAUGCCAUGUUCCGUAUUCACAAUAGACCGUAUACCGUCACUGUUGGUGACACCGUCAUCCUGCCUUUCAAAAUGAAGGAUGCCAACCUUGGAGACACUCUAUGUCUAACAGAUGUUGCAAGGAUUGGUAGCAGAAACUACACGCUGGCUGGCGGACCUAUAGAUCAAUCUUUGUAUACACUCAAAGCCACGGUCAUAGAGAAGACGAAGAGGAAGUUCGAAACAAGAGAAAUCACUAAAAGAAGGCACAGAAGAGUCCGUACGGUUGCCAAGAAGGGAGAUCUUACCUUGUUGCGGAUCAAUGAGCUAACCGUUCAUUGA